CUAAACAGGAAAAAGUUAAUGCGUCCUUAGAUACGAGACAGAAGCGGCGCACGCGGUGAGUGAUGGAGGGCGCAAUGUUAGCCCUGUGACGUCAUAAGCGGUGCGGUGCGGUGCGGUGGUGACCUCACACGAUACGUAGUACACUAGAAAAAUGCCAAUUGUCAAGAUACCAGUCACACAAAAGUUUGGGAUUCUUUCAACAAAAUAUCACAAUGAACUCCAGAAAAAGUUAUUGGAGAAAACAAAAGAAAGCACAGGAAGAAAAUUUAAAAGAAAGCCUUUGGAAGUCACAGAGGAAUUCAUCAAACAGUUUAAUGCAGCAGAAGAAGUUGAGGAUCAAGAGCGCAUGCUUGACACUGCUCGGAAAAUCCUUCAUCGAUGCAAGAGACAAUCAGGACUUCAUUCUGGUCAUUGUGGAAACCCUCAAAUUGCAUGGACUGAAUUGAUUUUAAUGGCGCAGUGUAAAGGAAACAUUCAAGAAGAGGCUUUGGAAAUACUGAUUCUAUCCAUUGAUCAAGCUGAAUUAAAUGAAGACCAUAUCUCUGUGUUGUUUUUCAUUGCUGAGUCAGUUCUUUAUAGGAUCUGCUGUGACGCGGCACAGAAACCCUGCCUGUUUUCCAGUGAAGUCAAGCUUUCCAAGCUUGGAUUUUUGACAUUUUUAAGACUUUACACCUUUUAUCUCCUUGGGCAUCUAACACAUUUUAAUGAACAAAAAAGCAGACUUUCUACAUAUUUAAAAGCACUUCCUGCAUGUGAAACAACGUAUCAGCCAUAUCCAAAUGUUCUUUCGUCCAUACAUGUAAUGUUGAAGGUUGGAGAAAUCAUAUGUGAUUCAGACUCUUCCUUAGAAACAAGUAUACCUUCACAGAAACAACCAGCCCUCAAAGACAAAUUGAGUUUAGAUUCAGGAGCAGCUGAAACAGACACAUUUCUUUGGCAUGUGCUUAUGAUUUGGCAGCACACGCAAAAUAAUAGUACAGAUUUACAUGAUGUUAGCAAGCAUCUUUGCCUCCCGAAGGAACAUCUACAUCAAGAAAACUGGUUGGAUUUCAUUCUUGCCUUAUUUAUCUUGGGAGAUGCUGCAAAAAUUGAUAUUUUCUGUUUAAGAGCAUUAGUAGAAAUUGGUUGUGACUUUCUAUCUACUACUUCACAAUUUCAAGGACAGGCCUCAAUCUCUACACAACGUUACUCUUUAUGGCGACUGGAAAGUAUUUAUUUUUAUACUAUGGUGCUAGCAGAUGUUUGCUUGCAUGGAAUCACAUCUGAAAUCCAAAAGCAUGCAUUUCUUGGAUUUCAGAGCAAUAACGCGUGGAACAUGGAGAGCACGGAAGCCAGUUUAAAUGGUUUAUUACAUUUUAAUCCUCCUAAUGCAUCAGAUACCAACCAAUUCAAGUGGAUUAUCCAUUACUGCACAGUUUACAACCUGGUGAAAAUAUGUCAUGAGCUUCAUUGGCAUAACAGUAGAGAUGGUCUGAGAAUUGCAAUAUGUACAUCACUGGACAAAUGGAAGAGUGUGCAAAGUGACACCCGAGUCCUGGAUGCUGAGAAGAUAGCAGAGGUUGAAGUAAAUGGUCCAACAAAUCCUUUUAUGAGUGCAGGUGCUAAGACUCCAUCAACCCCUGAGAGCCUGGCUUUUUUUCAGCAUGUGGGAUGCAGACUUGCAAGUGCACUUUCACAGCAGUUCUUACCCCCUGUGGUGCCCUACAUCGCUACACCACGAAAAGCCGUUCACAGACAGGUGCCUAGAAAAGUUUGUGAUGUAACAGCACACAGCAUGGAGAAGAAAACAUCACGUCUCUCUUUAAGGCAAGAGCUUCUACAGGAAGGGCCAUCUCCAACACCUCCAUUAACCUUUUUCACACGGACUAGUAUGGAUUUGCAAAAAGUUAUGGAAGAUCAGUGGACAAAGGAGCUAAAUAUUAUACUAAAGGAAGAAAAAGAAGAGAUGAAAAAAGAAGAACAAGAAAAACAAAGAAAAGAAGAAGAUCAAUUUAAAGAAGUAAUGAGGAAAAGAGAACAAAAACUAAAGAAAACAAGCAAACCUUAUGAGCUGCCUUGGUCUGUGGCGAGCAUAAAACACGAUGAAGACUUAUGACAAUGAACAAGCAAUCUAAUGGCUUAGUCAUCUCAAGAAUGCCAAAGUGCCUCACUGAUAAUUUCUGUGCAACUAUAAGGCCAUGUUCACACGUUAAGGCCUCUGCCAAGGCAUGCAUUUUGCUUACUUUCCCUACUUGCAUGCUCCAUUCACAUGCAGAGGG
Molecule: messenger RNA, 2258 nt
Organism: Bufo bufo (common toad)
Lineage: Eukaryota; Metazoa; Chordata; Amphibia; Anura; Bufonidae
Gene: TMEM232
Product: transmembrane protein 232
Exons: 14
Coding region: 152-2095 (647 amino acids)
Source: RefSeq, a predicted model, not a curated record